GUGACAGGGCCACGCCACAGUGCUCAGUGCACGCGACGGGACAGGACGCGCCAGAGCGGUGCUGUGAGGAGCCCCCGCACAGCGCACUCGUUUGUGUCUCACCCGGAGCUUUUCCAAGCCUUCACUCGUACAGGUGACCUCGUGGCAAGACUGCGGGCCUUGGUGGCCCGUGGCUUUCCCGAGGCUUUUCUUUUGCAGGUGCCUGCGAAGCCAGACUGCGGGACUUGGUGGUCUGUGGUCUUCCCAAGACUUUUCUUUUGCAGGUGCCUGCGGGGCAAGGCUGUGGGCCUUGCUGGCCCGUGGCCUUCCCAAGACUUUCCUUUUGCAGGUGCCUUCAAGGCCAGACUCCGGUACUUGGUGACCUGGAGCUUUUCUGAGGCAUCUCCCAUCCUUCUGACCUCUGUCCUCAAGGUGCCUUCGAGGCCAGAUUGUGUAAUGGCGGGCAGAUUCCUCCGGCUGUUCAAAGUGUUCCAACGGAACAGAAAGACAGACACUGGAGCUGCCCCAGCACAACAGCCUGAAGAGCCAGAGGAGUUCCGACCACUGCAGGAUGAUGCAGCCAUGGACGAGAGACAAGAGCAGGAGCCUGCCCGUGGCCGCUUCCGCAAAACGCUGAAGCGGUUCCGCAAAUUCCUGCGCAUUCAGCGUAGAAAGAGCAAUACCACAGCAGCAACUGAGGGCACAGCUGAACCUGACUCCGGGCUGACCGAGCUCCAGGCAGAGCCUGAUGUCAGCCCAGAUUCAGCUGAGCCCUCAGAAAUUCCAGAUGAUGACACCGGAGAGACUCAGGGCAUCGCAAAUGCCGACAGGACACCCACUCCCACUGUGCCAGCUAUUGUACGGAGCAUUCACCAGAGUCUUGUGUCCCGUGUCACUGUGGAUAUCAGGCAGAAAAUUGACAUAAUAAGGCUGGCUGAAGAACACCCGGUCGAUGUGGCGCUGACCCUCCUGCGCUGUGCCCCAUCAUGUGACAGAGCUGCUGCUGCGAUGUGGCAAACCAUAGCCUCGUCGGGACCAGCAGUUGAGAAAGUGCUGCCUACACUGCUCUGUGUGAUGGAGAACUGGCCCCUUUGCAGCACCUGCACCUCUGAUGGGGACAACAAGGAUGUUUUUCCCUUGAGUGCAACCCUGGUGCUCAGGGUGAUUGUCCAGAUGCCACAGUGCCGCGAGGCAAUGAUGCUUUAUUCUGCCCGCCUGUUUGUGGCUCUGCUGUUCCAUGUUGUCAUCACCACACAGCUGAUGCCACCAGUGGAAGUUGACAGCUUCUGGAAAGCAUGCCAGGAGCAACACCGCCUUCCCAGCAACGCCAACAGGUUUGCAGUGCAGGUCAUGAAGGCUCUGCUCUGCCGACUGCGGUGUGACAGUGUGGUCAUGGAAAUGGGACGCAAGCGUGGCUGGGACACGCUGCUCUGUGCUGACACCCAGCACUAUGCCGUGGGUCUGCUGGCCAGGGAGAUGCGCCGUGGCUUGAUCCCCUUCUGUUCCUGCAUUGCACUCGACCUGCUCAAGUCACUCAGAAGGGAGGAGCGAUGCUGUGAUCUGUCCUUCCUGGCAUUCCUUGUGGAGGUCCUUGACUGCUUAGAUUUGACUAAACAUGGUGACAGUGUCCUUGAGAUCACAUCAAAGCACCUGCAGAGUGAGUGCAGGCAGAGGCGUCGCCUGGCGCUCAGAGGCCUCGUGGUGCUCAGCAAGGAACCCUCAAUGGCCAUAAGGAUGUGCAGCCUGUCUCAACACCUUCAGGACCUGCUGGGUGAUACAGAUGGAGAUGUGGUUGGCAUGACCCUCCAGGUGUUCAUCAAUAUUCUCAACAAUAAAGACAUCAUGAUAUGCAGCACCACUGCCCCAAACCUGGCUCAGGCACUCCUGCUGCUCUUUGAUCAUGACCACAGCCAUGUGCAGCUGCUCUCCCUUGAACUCUUCUUUAAGACAAUGGACUUGGUAGUGGAUGAGGGAAAGAAGGUAGUGGAUGAGGGAAAGAAGCCUCUGGAGAAGAUUUUGAACCAGAGCCUGCUUCCACUCUUCAUCCACUGCCAUGAUGAGAACCAGCGUGUGGCAAAGGCCUCUCGGGAAACGCUGCUUCGUGUGGCCGAGUUCCUCAAGAGGAGGAAUCGUGUGGCCGAGUUCCUCAAGAGGAGGAAUCUGAAGCAGCUGGUGAGGAAAGAGCAGCUGUGGAAGUUUGCUGAGUGUCUGCUGGCACAGGACAGGAACCGAGCAGCCGAGCACCUGAGCCGGGCACUGCCAUAUCUGGACAGCCCACAGGAGUCCCUGCGAGAGGCGGCCGUCAGCUUCAUCGGGACGGUCGGGAUGUUCAUGAACAAGGGUGCACAAGGAAGAGCUGCAGACCCUCAGUGAGGGUGAGUGAGAGCAGCGGG
Messenger RNA from Cyanistes caeruleus (blue tit), 2372 nucleotides. The record is from RefSeq and is a predicted model, not a curated record. Lineage: Eukaryota; Metazoa; Chordata; Aves; Passeriformes; Paridae.